CUGCGGCCGUACCAAAACGAAUGCAUCGACCAAUGUCUUAGCAAGCUCAGCGCCGGCAUACGGCGACAGGCAGUGUCACUCCCAGUGGGCAGCGGUAAAACUGUGAUCUUUUCCAGCCUUCUCCAGCGCAUUCCCAACCCAACCCCACAAGCGACAAAAACCCUCGUGCUCGCGCACCGCGAGGAGCUCCUCGUGCAGGCAGCGCAGCAAAUCCAUCGCGCAGCUCCACACCUCGUGGUGGAGAUUGAUCAGGGCGCAAGGGUAGCCAACCCUGCAGCGGACGUUAUCAUUGCCAGCGUGCCGACCCUGGGCCGGCGCGGGUCUGAGCGGCUGCAGAGGCAUGAUCCGCGGAGAUUCAAGUGUGUGAUUAUUGAUGAGGCCCACCAUGCGGCGGCAGAGUCGUACGCGCGGAUUGUCGAGUACUUCGACUGCACGGGUGAUUUAUUUGUCUGGGGGUGCUCAGCAACGCUGUAUCGCGCGGACGGGCUGCGGCUAACAGGGGUGUUUGACGAGAUCACCUUCCAGAGGCAUUUUGUGCAGAUGAUCAAGGACCGGUGGCUGGCUAGCUUGCGGCUGGUUACGGUGCGCACCGGCGGUCGGCUGGAGGGCAUCCGGUCGUAUGCUGGGGACUUUGCCCCGGGCGCGCUGAGCUCCGCGGUGAACACCGAGGAGCGCAACGUGGCGGUGGUCAAGGCGCACCAGACGCUGGCAGCGGGCCGUCGCAGCACGUUGGUUUUCGCCGUUGAUGUCAGGCAUGCCAAGGACCUGGCGCUGGCGUUUGUGCACUUUGGCGUGCCGGCCGCUGCCGUCCUGGGCACGACGCCGGUGGCCGAGCGCGAGCGGCUUUUGGCCGAGUUCCGCGCCGGCACUUUGGGCGUCCUGGUCAACUGCGGAAUUCUGACCGAGGGCACGGAUAUUCCAAACAUCGACUGCAUCAUGAUGGCCAGGCCGACGAAAAGCGCUGUGCUGUUCCAGCAGAUGAUCGGCCGCGGGAUGCGCUUGUUUCCCGGGAAAGCAGACUGCCUUGUGGUAGACUUUGUCGACUCGUUCAAAAGGGAUCUGACGCAAGUCACCGUGCCCACGCUGCUCGGGCUUGACCCU
Molecule: messenger RNA, 1101 nt
Organism: Kickxella alabastrina
Lineage: Eukaryota; Fungi; Kickxellomycota; Kickxellomycetes; Kickxellales; Kickxellaceae
Product: P-loop containing nucleoside triphosphate hydrolase protein
Exons: 1
Molecular function (GO): hydrolase activity; DNA binding; ATP binding
Source: RefSeq, a predicted model, not a curated record